Messenger RNA from Colletotrichum truncatum, 2067 nucleotides. NCBI's taxonomy places the organism in Eukaryota, Fungi, Ascomycota, Sordariomycetes, Glomerellales, Glomerellaceae. The record is from RefSeq and is a predicted model, not a curated record.
AUGGAUUAUGUUACAGACCAGCGGGGAAAUCUGUGUAGUCGCUGCAGCAGCAUUCCACUAGAAGCAUACUUCAGCAGUGACAUCCAGACUGACAAAUUAGAGCUGGGAAAUUUCCAGAACAUUAUGUCUAGGCAGCUCGAGUGCCAAUUUUGCUGUUUGGUCAUUGAAGCUUUCCAUGGUCAUCUAUACCCGAACUGGGAACCAGGCGUAUACCCUAACCAGAUGUGUUAUCUGCGUGCCGUCGAGAAAAACACACAGUGGAAACAGCCAGAAGUGGAAGUAUACUGCAAUGUUACGACAGAAAACAUGCCAAAUAAUAUAUUUGGGAGUCAUCAGAUAAGGGGCUUCAUAGGUUUGGCCCCUGAGUCGAACGACGCUUGCAAGCUGCCUGUGAUAUCCAACAGGCCUCUAAACCAUCAAAAUGCUCGGUCCUGGAUUCUGAACUGCGAAGUCAACCAUAAAGAAUGUCAUCUGAAUAACGAAGCGGCUAAUAAGGACUACAAGCACAUAUGGCUGGUCGAUGUUCAAGAAAUGUGUCUUGUGGAAAGAGCUUGGAACUGCCGCUAUGUCGCCCUAAGUUAUGUUUGGGGCCAACACACUGCGUUCCGUACAGAGAUGAGCACUGUUUCAGAGUUAAAAUGUCCUAACUCUUUACAAGGCCUUCUUCACAAGAUCCCACAAGUCGUGAAAGACGCCAUCAGAUUUGUGGGAAGCAUUCAGGAGAGAUACCUUUGGGUUGACUCAUUAUGCAUUGUUCAAGACGAUGAAGAGUUCAAGAAGAAGUAUAUACCGCGGAUGCAUAGGGUAUAUCAAUCUGCUAUCGUUACUCUAGUGGAUUUGGCAGGAGAAGGUGCUAGUGCGGGAUUAGCUGGAGUGUCAACCGAAUGCAAAAUCUCCAACAUCCCUAUCACCGUGGGUUCCCGAAUACUGGAGGAAGAGAUAUUUUCUCGAAAGUGCAUCUACUUCACUGAUUACCAAGCCUACUGGGCAUGUCAGUCCAGUUGUACACCUGAAAGCGGUCAUAAUGAUACCUAUGGAAAGCCAAAACUUUGGAGCUACAGCUCGUGGGGACGAAUUGGUGAUGAGGUGGAAACCCAGUUCCUCCUAUAUCAACAGCUCGUCAAAGGCUACUCUAACAGAGAAUUAACCUUUCAUGCUGAUUCUCUGAACGCUUUUGAAGGGAUUAUCACGGAACUAAAGGACUCUUUCGGCUGGACAUUUCUAAGUGCCCUUCCGGAAGAUCUUUUUGGUUUCGCGUUACAUUGGGUCCACCCAUAUGGUAGCCUGCUCCGUCCGAGACCGUCUUCGGAUCAAAGCUCGACGGACCCUCUCUGUCGCUCGCCCACGUGGUGUUGGACAGCAUGGAGGGGGUUUGUUUAUUGGGAUCCUUGGCAUCUGAGUUCUUUCGUGGGAAAACAAAUCAACCUGAAGUUUGAGAUAGAGAGCUUUUGGUUUGCUGACAGCCCUGAGCCACGAAGGAUCAUGAACACCAACGGCGUUCGUUCCGGAUCUGGAGCCUUGGAAGUACCGGCCCCCGAGCUCCGUUGUGAUGAUUCCGAACGACGCACCUUGAAUAAAAGAACACCAAAUAACGCCAUUUUAUUCAACGCAAAGGUAGUGCAUGCAAAAGUGUUCGCGAUAUCUCCACCGAACUGUGACAAAUCAUAUUCUCGUUACUUUCGGUGCCACCAGGGUCGCGCUGGUUGGAUAUACGACAAAGCCGGUCAUCACUGUGGCACACUUCGUGGAAUUGACUUUUGGAUUUCUCAAUAUGACAAGGAGAACUGGGAGAUUGUCCUGUUGUCUCGCAGUUUCCAGGACGAGGUGACGCAAGCUGACAUUGAUGCAUACCCGCAUUUGCCCCUGGAGUAUCCUUCCAGGACAGAAUAUUACGAAGACAUUUUCGAUACAAGCUUCUUUAACUACAAGACGGGGUGGGCUCUGAAUAUUAUGCUUGUGGAUAGGAAAGGAGCGUGGGUUGAAAGACUUGCCAUUGGUCAGAUUCAUGUUGAUGCUUGGGAAUCAGCUUCCGUGGAUACAUCUAUGAAGAUGGUCGUCUUGUGGUAA